Molecule: messenger RNA, 2424 nt
Organism: Emericellopsis atlantica
Lineage: Eukaryota; Fungi; Ascomycota; Sordariomycetes; Hypocreales; Bionectriaceae
Exons: 2
Coding region: 400-2172 (590 amino acids)
Source: RefSeq, a predicted model, not a curated record
AGCUAAGCGAGGGUCAACAAACGACGGGCGCCCACGGCUGACAUCUCACAGACCGCCAUUCGAAUCAAUCAAUCAAUCGAGUCGAAUCACUGCCCAUUCUGCCUGGCCUUUCUGGAACACGAACGGACGACGGGAUUCUGGCUGUUGGCCACGAUAAGAUUGUGGCAGACUUGGGGCAAUACUGCCUUGGACCCCCUCCAAGCCUGGAUUGCGCAAGCCUGAUCGCUCAGCCUCGCAGCAUUCGUUUCGAUAGGAUCCCCUCCCAAAACGCCUGGAUCGACACUAUAUUAUUAGUGCAACAAAAAUAGCCGAUCCAUUGUUUUUUUGGGGGACUUCCGUUGAUUGGGGCAAUUGGGGAGAGGCGAAUUCGUUGUUUGCGUGGUAGUUGCUCCCGCUGCCAUGACUAACGUCGCUGGUGCGGGUGGCGCUGCUGCCCCGGUCGCGGCCAACAACGUGGACGACAAUCUUUCUUCUUCAACUUCAUCUUCGACUUUGUCCAACACGCAUACACACCACUCACAUUCGUUUCACUCCGGGAAGGGUUAUCAUCACCACAAUCGACAUUCCUUGGACAACACUCGUUCCAACACACACCUCCAUUUCCAUCAUCGAGCGCCUGCCUCUGACGACCUCUCUUCCCACCAGAAGAACGACGACACCGAUAUCGAUAUUGAUGUCCACCGCGACAGCAACCUCGAGAUCCGCCAAGCUGACCAAGACCCCUAUGUCCAGCACGUCGUCCAGACUGUCGAGCUCGUCCAGGUAGUCGACGCAUCCGGCAACCCAGUCACUCUACACACCGUACUACCCCCUCCCGGGACCGUGGUCGUGGACCGCGCGUCGGGGGAGACGAUAUCCGUCAUUUCGGCACCAGGAGCGUCGUGGACGGCGAUACAGCCGUCCGCAUCAUCUGUGUCGGCGGGAGGCGUCAAUGUCGAGGCGUCCCUUUCCGUUGGUCUCAGCCUGCCGAUAGACCCGUCUGUCACGGCCUCGGCUUCCGUCUCGGUCUCCUCCGCCUCGACAGAUGUCUCCGCGCCAUUGAUCACGUCGGGAGCGAGCGACACCCCGAUACCAGCGAGUCUGCUGCCGGAAACGAGCAACUUUCUCACACCAUCGGCGGGUGCCUCGCUCAAUGAAACAAACUCACUACCCUCACGCAACUCGACGUCAACACCUACCACACCUCUGAGCCAGAUCGCUCUUAAAUUGGACACCAUAUUGUCCUCCCCGUCGUCUACGUCAUUCACGUCCACAUCCGACGAUGAGUUCCGAUCCUUCAUCUCCAGCUCAAGCAGCGGCUACACCUGGGAUUCAUCCUUCUCCACGUCACUACCGUCGACAUACUCGGACAGCGAGACUGCCUCAUCAGAUGUCAUUGGAUACAGCGGCACUGGUGCCGAUGGCGCCCAGCCAACCGAUUCAGAAGACGUGCAGACAGAUACCGACAACUCCGACAACGACAGUGGUGGCGGUAUAGCACCUCUGACCCCACAGCAAAAGACUAUUGUCGGAGGCGUCGUCGGGAGCGUGGCUGGCGUGGCAUUCCUGCUGUUGCUCGUCAUGAUGGCGAUCAAGUGGAAGAAGCGAAGGAGUCAGAUGACCGAGCUUCUCGGAGAGCAAGGCACCCGGGGCAUUGCAGGUCGCGGCGGCCCGCCGACAGGAGGCAGCAAUGGGGGCGGGGACGCGAUGGCGGAGCGUCCUGGCGCUGGGUUCUCCGUACCGGCCGCGUUGGCCGCGUUGACGAGAAAGAGCCAGCACGCGCCUGGCGAGGCCACACGCUCAGGCGAACGGGGGUUCGUCCGCGUGUCUGGCAGGAAGCUGCCCUCCGUCCUACAGCACGGCGGCGAUGGCUACUCGGACCCCCGCGCCAGCACCAUGAGCGGCGAGUCUGACUACUGGCGCGGCUCGCAGGCCUUUGAUCCGGGCGCGACAUCACCACGUCUCGCGCUCGGUUCGCCGAUGCGUCCCGUGAGUGGCGUGCCGAUCAUACGCUCAGGGCCGGGACGACAAGCGGUCGCAGAGCAGAAUCCAUUCGCUGACCCGCCGAGCCCUGGGCCGCCCCCGAGCGGACCGCUACCGCCGCCGCCCAUGUCGAGAGACGGGCUGGGACGGAGUCUGACGAGUCAGGAUGGGUCGAGAGGGUCAGGCUCGAGGUUUCAGGAGAAUAUCUGAGUCGGCUCUUGCGCCUAGAAAGGGGGGAGAGGGGGUUAUCCAAAAAGAAAAUCGAAGCAGUAGAUUUUUUUUUAAAUUCUUGUACAUGUUGCAAUGGGAAUUUGGGAGCGACAGGGUCUAUCUAUCUAGCAGAGCGAAGGAAGGACGAACGGGUCGGGCGUCGUGUGUACAUAACUGCGACGUGGCCCGCGUACAUAUUUCAUGAUACCAGUUUGUUGGUGGUUAGUACAUAUUUGUGCCUCGGUGCGUUAA